UCUAGUUCACCAUCAAAAAAUGAUGACCGCUCUAUAACAAGAGAUACAAUAGACAGUAAUUUAAGUAAAUACAUUUCAAUAUUUUUGUAUUAAAUGUUUAAAUAUUUUAUUGAUACAAAUUGCAUUUUAAUAAUUUACACGAAUUAAUUUUAUUCUUAGACGUUAUUCAUUCGGAAAUGGAUGAUAGCAGUGAAGCUUCCGAAUCUGAGGAACGUUACGAUGAAUUAAAAUUUUCCAUAACGUUUUCGGUUGAAGAGUGGAAUACUAUAAAACCUCAAACAAAAGCAUACAUGGAAAAACGUGGCUUACGCUAUUAUGAUGUACUAACGCCUUAUGUUUGGAGCAAUGUUGUUCAGGAACAUUUUUUUUUACAUUCCAAAUUACCGUGCGCUUUAUCAUUUAAAAAGGCACAAGUGACACUCACGGGUAAAGUAUUUAUUAAUAUACGUGGUAGGUGCACAGAUUGCCAUUCAUUAUUUGAAGGUGUUGUGGAAGAUGUACCCGCUGUUGAUGCAAGAGUUGUAAUGCACUGUACAUACUAUGGCCACUAUAAAGAGAAACAUAGAAAAAGGCGCCGUUUGAUGGGAUCGGAAUUACACCGAGCUGUAUCGUCGAUGAUAGAAAUGAAAGUGGUUCCAUCCGUAUAUAGAAAAAAUGAAGCAAAUCGUCUUAUGACUGAAGGUGAUUUGAUUCCAGCGCAAGUGCCUAAUUUAAAUAGCUUACAAAAAGCCAAAAGUAGAGCGAUUGCAGCUCAAAGGCUACAUGCAGAUCCAGUGUUAGCAUUAUGUAUAAUGAAAGAAAAUGGAGGAUAUGGUUCUGCUAUUCGUAACAUUGGUAUUAAUAAGUUUUUUGUUCAUUUUUGGAGUGAUCUUCAACUUAAAGUGUAUAAAGAAUCGUAUUCUAAGGUUGAUACACCAACCAUGUGUUUCGAUGCAACUGGUGGUUGUGUCAGAAAAUUAAAACGACAAAAUAAUACAUAUAGUGGAUCAAUAUUUUUAUACGAUGGUGUAAUGAAAGUUAACGAACAAACAUUUACUGUUUUAUCAAUGUUAUCUGAAGAGCAUGAUAAUAUUUCUAUCAGAGUGUGGAUUCAACGGUGGCUUCGGUGUGGUGUUCAGUCUCCUAAAGUGGUAAUAUGUGAUCAAUCUCUAGCUCUAAUGUCGGCUCUGGUUCAAAGUUUUACGCAGUUUACUUCUCUUGAGAUGUAUUUAGAUGUUUGUAUGAAACUUACACAAGGACAAAACUGUACAGAAAUUCCAUUUUGCUAUAUACGGAAUGAUGUUAACCAUUUUAUGCACCUCGUAGCACAAUGGCCAUGUAUAAAAAACACGAAGUUUAUACGAACUAAACAGUUAUAUAUACGAGCAAUAGGACUUUUAGUUCUAUGCACUAACUUAACUGAAGCUAAAACUAUCUUGGAAGCAAUUUUUACGAUAGCAUUUAGUGAAACUGAUGGGCUAGAUGAACACGGCGAGCGAACACUAUGUGCUGAAUCAAAAAUAUACCUCAAGAAUCGGAUAACUGCUAAUGUCAUUGAUUUUGUCGAUCCACUAAUAGAAAUAAAUCAAGAGGAAAAUAUUUCACCUCAAAAUGAUGAUGAAUUAGAUAACAAUGAAUCAAUGCCUAUUAGUAAUUCAUCAUUCAAAGAAUGGACCAAGUCAAUUGCAAACGAAUGUCAGUUGAAAGUAGAUUUAGGAAUAAAAGGUAUAGAAGAUAAUGUUCAAUAUGAGUUAGAAAUAGUACCUCACAUAAUAAAUGCAAUGAAAUUAUUUCCAUGUUGGUCAGGAAUAAUGAGGCCAUUAUUUGGAUAUGGAAGUGAAACGGCAUCUAGUAGCCGAAUUGAGAGUAACUUUAAUAAUUUAAAACACCGAGUCUUCCAUAACGAUGUACUACCAUUAAGAGUAGAUACUUUUUUAGAAAAAAUAAUUCAAUAUUACAGAGGCGACCACCUACUUUUGCAAGGUUCAACACAAAAUAUUGACGAAAGAGAGAAAUAUGAUGAUAUUAUGAAUAUAUGAAGAUAACGAGAAUGAUAUAGAACUUGAAGAAUACGGUAAUCACGAAGUAGAAGAAGACCACGAAGAUAGUGUAGAUGACGAAAUAGGAAUAGAUCAUGGAGAUGACAUAGGGCAGCUUGUAAAUUGUGAAAGGGACAGUAAUUUAAUAGCACAAAGGCCGUCUAACUCAUGUUUGGCAUGUAGUAAUGGUGACUUUCCUACUGGUCUUCAUAAAUGCAAAAUAUGUCAAACAAAUGUUCAUUUAUUUGGCUGUUCAGUUCCAGCCCCGGGCACAGAAGAAGGAUGUGGAGAAGAAAGACUUUGCCUGAUUUGUGCAGAUAUUGCUGUUGAAAAUAAUGCAACAGAAAAAUGGGGAAAAAAACAUAUAACCAAAAAAUCUAAAAUAUCACGAUCUGCUAAUUCAUAUCUUUCUAAACAGCCAGGAUUUGAUGAAUUGAAUUUGAAUGAAAAAGGAUCAUCAGCUUCCGUUUAUUUUCUUAAAAACGGAAAUUUAUUUAAAAAUCGAACCAUAAAAAUUAAAGAAACAUCUGGAGUCAACAAUAAAUUUGUAUUGAGUAAUACUUGUGCCAUUGAUUCGUUGAUGACUGUUUUGGCAUGCUCAGCAUCUGAUAGUAAAGAUUUCAAAACAUUUUUAUUCCGUAAUGUUAAUAAAAAUAAACUAAUUGAAUUUAUACUAGAUAUGUUAAA
Aphis gossypii (cotton aphid) is the source of this 2705-nucleotide messenger RNA. RefSeq lists its product as uncharacterized. The coding region runs from base 177 to 2018 and encodes 613 amino acids. The record is from RefSeq and is a predicted model, not a curated record. The transcript is spliced from 4 exons. Lineage: Eukaryota; Metazoa; Arthropoda; Insecta; Hemiptera; Aphididae.